AUGGUCAGACAGCUGAAGAAAAAUUUUGUCAAAAAUUCGUUUUCCAUCGUCAUCCCCUCCACCCUGUUCGAGGAUCAAAGAUGGUUCUGGAUAGAUCGUCCAGCCGGUUCUCGAGGCUGUUGUACGCUCUUGAACGCCGCUUCGGCUGUGAUAAAAGGGAGCAACGAUUAUCAGCACUAUCAGCAACAGCUCCCUGGGGAUCAUUUAUCGAAGGAUUUCUAUCGAACGGACUACAAGGGUGGCUUUUUAGGUUCCUAUUCCCGUUUCAAACCGAUAACAGAUUGCAUGUUCAUUACGUCAGAACCGGGCGAUUUCAUCUACACUUCGAAAACCGAUGACGAGGUGGUUUGCGGCGUCCAUUUCCUGGCCGGACCCGACCAAAAAGUUGAGAUCAAUUUCCAAAGCUUUGACAUACCGUGCGAGCACCGUGGACUUAUUUCAGUGGUGGACGGCUGGGAGCUGAACGGCGAGGUGUUCCCCAGCGAAAUGGAUCAUCGAUUGCCCCUGCAGCAGAGGAACGCCGAGUUCUGCGGUAAAAAUAUCGGCGAGAAGAGAACGUUCGUUAGUUCCCAAAAUGUCGCGGUCAUCAGAUACAGGAUCCCCAAGCCUGGAAAGGGUUUCACUGUUGUGGCCACGUUCGUGAAGAAUCCCAGACCUUGCAAUGUUCUGGCAGUAAGUUCAACCGAACCGUUCACCCUGCGUAAUUAUGGGAGACGCAUAAAUUGCACCUACGUAGCAUUGUAUCCGGGAACCGUGCAAGUGAUUGCCCUAGGCGUCGGUGUUACCAAUUUACUUGGCUCCAGCCGCACGAUUGAGACCGGAACCCUACGGAAAUGCGACCAGAGAAACCCACGCGAUCAAGUAGUAAUUGGAGGCAGUUACGGUCUGGACACGUCGAAAGUUCAGGUGGUGGACUCGAUUUGCGGAAUGGACUCGAAACCGGACUACCGUGAGGCGGUGGAGUACGGUGUCACCUCUGUUCGGUUAAUAUCGAGUGGUAUCUUCGAAAACUCGGUGACUGUGAAUAUCCAGCCACUCACAGACGAGUUUCUGGACGCGAAUGUUAACUUCUAA
Molecule: messenger RNA, 1074 nt
Organism: Dufourea novaeangliae
Lineage: Eukaryota; Metazoa; Arthropoda; Insecta; Hymenoptera; Halictidae
Gene: crh-BP
Product: corticotropin-releasing factor-binding protein
Exons: 8
Coding region: 1-1074 (357 amino acids)
Biological process (GO): negative regulation of corticotropin secretion; hormone-mediated signaling pathway; negative regulation of corticotropin-releasing hormone receptor activity
Molecular function (GO): corticotropin-releasing hormone binding
Source: RefSeq, a predicted model, not a curated record